AACUCUCCCUACCGCUUACUCCUCAAGACGAAAUUAAGUUCGCAGAGCGGCAGAAGUCGGCGCCGAGAUCUGCAUGAGGCGGCUGUUGUCGGCGCUGUGUCUGAGGCGGACGCCGACUUCUUCUUCUCCGCGACAUCAUCGCCCCGAGAAGGGCGAAGCCGCAGCGAACGACGGUCGUGGCGGUGGUGGUGGUGGUGGUGGUGGUGGUGGUGGUACUACUACGAACCAAGGCGAGAGAACUGAGAUGCAUGUCGGAUCUCGCGAUGUUGCUACGGAAAACAUCAUCGCCAAUCACGACUUUUCAGAAGGUUUGCGUUCGUGGCGUCCUAAUCACUGCCACGCGUAUGUUGCUUCCGACGAAUCUAAUUACGUUCCCGGAGUAAGGCCGAAUUCGGGGGCGAAGUAUGCCGUAGUCACGAACCGAACGCAAAGCUGGCAAGGUUUGGAGCAAGACGUCACAGAUGAGAUUACUUCUAAUACUAAAUAUACCGUCUCGGCCUAUGUUAGAGUUCGUGGGGACGUUCAUGAGCCGAUUGGGGUUCAAGCGACGCUGAAACUAGAGAACCAUGACAAUUCGAUUAGCUACGUAGGUAUUGGAAGGGUUGUGCCCUUGAAAGAACACUGGGAGAAGUUGGAAGGAUCCUUUUCAUUGAAGAGCUUGCCAAAACGUGUAAUUUUCUAUCUUGAAGGGCCCCCUCCGGGGAUAGACUUGCUGAUUGAUUCCGUCGUCAUCUCUUAUGAGAUUACUCACACAAAUAACAUCAUUACAAACCAUGACUUCUCUCGAGGGCUAAAUCCGUGGAAGCCCAAUUCUUGUCAUGCCUAUGUGGCUUCGGAGUGGUCCGGUUUCCUUACCAGUGUUAAAGGAAAAUCAGGAGAGAAUUAUGCUGUUGUCACCAAACGCACCCAAAAAUGGCAAGGCCUUGAACAGGACAUUACGGGAAAAGUUUCUGUUAACACUACUUAUACUGUUUCUGCCAAUGUUAGAGUUUACGGGGAGAUUCAGGGACAGUUUGAAGUACAAGCUACCUUGAAACUAGAGAACCACGAUUCUUCUAUAAGCUACUUACCUGUUGGGAGGACCCAAGGUUCUAAAGAUCAAUGGAAGAAGUUGCAUAGCUCCUUUACUUUGACGAACAUGCCCAAAAGAGUUGUGUUUUACUUGGAAGGGCCUCCUCCCGGCGUGGAUCUUCUUAUAGAUUCAGUCAUAAUCUCUUGCUCCGAUUUUAAGCAACAGAAAGAAGUGAAUGCAGCACCUCUUUCCAUCAGAAGUGAAAAUAUCAUCCAGAACCCUCAAUUUGAAUACGGUUUAGAUAAGUGGUCUGGAAGAGGAUGCAAGAUUCUUAGACACGAAGUUGUUGGAUAUGGUAACGUGACUCCUUUUACUGGGCAAUGUUUUGCUUCCGUAACUGAACGAAGCCAGAUUUGGAACGGCGUUCAGCAGGAAAUCACCGGCAGGUUGCAAAGAAAACUUGCGUAUGAGGUUACUGCGGUUGUUCGGAUAUGUGGAAGUGCUUCGGCUGAAGUGCGGGUCACUUUGUGCGUUCAAGAACGAAAUGGUCAUGAUCGCUAUAUAGGAAUUGCCAAAGCACAGGCAUCGGACAAGGAAUGGGUGCAUUUACAAGGAAAAUUUCUCCUUCAUGGCACUGUUUCGAAAGCUGUCAUUUUUCUGGAAGGGCCUCCCCCAGGAAUUGACAUUCUUAUCGAUAGUUUAGUGUUGAAACGUGCAACAAAAAUUCCCCGGCCUCCUCUAUUGAACUUUGAGAAUGCGCUCUAUGGAGUUAACAUAAUCAUGAACAGUGACUUCAAACAUGGUCUUGCUGGGUGGGCUCCCCUUGGCUCGUGUAGACUAAGCGUAUGUACCGAAUCGCCUCACAUGAUUCCUUCAACAUUAAAGGUCCCUCUUGGUCGUUAUAUGCUGACGGCAAAUCGCACCGAGACCUGGAUGGGCCCUUCUCAGAUAAUAACCGAUAAGCUGAAGCUUCAUUUGACCUACCGUGUUUCUGCUUGGGUUCGUGUGGGCCCCACAGCAAGCAGCCAUCAGAAAGUUAAUGUGGCUCUCGGCGUAGACGAGCGGUGGGUCAACGGUGGGCACGUCGAAGCCGAUUCUUACCAGUGGUACGAAGUUAGGGGAUCAUUUAGGAUCGAGAAACAGCCGUCGAAAGUUACCGUGUAUGUACAAGGCCCUUCGCCCGGUGUCGAUCUGAUGGUCAUGGGUCUUCAGAUAUUUCCUAUUGAUAGAAAGGCACGAUUCGAUUAUCUAAAGGAGAAAACUGACAAGAUAAGAAAGCGCGAUGUCGUAAUAAAAUUGAAGGGAUCUAGUGAAGGCAAGUUUGUCGGCGCUUCAGUAAAGAUCAGGCAGAUGGAUAACAGCUUUCCAUUUGGGUCAUGUAUAAGUAGAUCGAGCAUGGAGAAUGAGGAGUACAUCGGUUUCUUCGUGAAGAACUUCAAUUGGGCCGUAUUCGAGAAUGAACUGAAGUGGUACUGCACCGAGCCCGAGCGAGGAAAGCUCAACUACAGAGAUGCCGAUGAGAUGGUUCAGUUUUGCGAAAAGCAUGGCAUGAAACUUAGAGGCCACUGCAUCUUCUGGGAAGUGGAAGAUACCGUCCAGCAAUGGAUCCGAUGUUUAAACCCUGAUGAUCUGCUGAUGGCCGUUCAGAAUCGCCUUCAAGAUUUAUUAUCCCGUUACAGAGGUAAGUUCGAGCACUACGAUGUGAACAACGAGAUGCUUCAUGGAUCUUUCUACCAAGAUAGACUAGGAAAAGAUAUUAGAGCAUACAUGUUUAGAGAAGCUCAUCGGCUCGACCCUUCCGCGGUGCUUUUCGUGAACGAUUAUAACGUCGAAGAUGGUUGCGACCCGAACGCCACUCCAGAGAAGUACAUUCAACAGGUUCUUGAUCUCCAAGAACAGGGUGCUCCUGUUGGAGGGAUUGGUAUACAAGGCCAUAUUAGCAAUCCGGUGGGCGAGAUCAUAUGCGAUUCGUUGGAUAAGCUAUCAAUACUAGGAAUUCCUGUUUGGAUCACCGAAUUAGAUGUCUCAGCCGCGAAUGAGCACAUCCGUGCGGACGACUUGGAGGUGGUAAUGCGUGAGGCCUAUGCGCACCCUGCCGUGGAGGGGAUCGUGCUUUGGGGAUAUUGGGAGCUGUUUAUGUUCAGAAAUGAUUCUCAUUUGGUCGAUGCCGAAGGGGAGAUCAACGAAGCCGGUCGGAGAUAUCUUGCACUGAAGGAGGAGUGGUUGUCGAAUGCUGACGGACGCAUGGAUAACAGCGGGGAAUUCAAAUUCAGAGGAUAUCAUGGUAAAUAUACCGUAGAAAUAACUACCCCUUCAAAGAAAAUAUCUAAAUCAUUUGACGUCGAGAAGGGAGAAUCUCCUCUAGUGAUACAAAUAUAAACUUAUCGCGUGUAUAAAAGUCGAAGAUUGGUAUUCAUAAUCUUAAAUGCGCUUCAUGUCAUAUUGAUGAGUAGUUAGCUGCUCUUCGCAGUUCUUUGUUUGUUUGUUUAUACAAACAUGGUGACAUGAUGAAAUAUGUAUGCUGCUUUGUUAUUUGUGCAGAGUGCAACUAUUUACAGCAUUGUUUGAUUAAUGUAUUUUUCAAACUAAUAUGUUAGUUUAAGAGAUUGUUGAUCUUUACAGUUA
This is a messenger RNA of Ananas comosus (pineapple), 3637 nucleotides long. RefSeq lists its product as uncharacterized. Gene Ontology annotation, molecular function: hydrolase activity, hydrolyzing O-glycosyl compounds. Bases 74 to 3391 code for a protein of 1105 amino acids. NCBI's taxonomy places the organism in Eukaryota, Viridiplantae, Streptophyta, Magnoliopsida, Poales, Bromeliaceae. The record is from RefSeq and is a predicted model, not a curated record. Gene Ontology annotation, biological process: carbohydrate metabolic process. The transcript has 10 exons.